AUGCAGGCAGCCUUCGGAAGAGCGCUUUCGGCAAUUCAGGCUGUCAAGGGUAGGGCUCUCGCCAAGAACUGCUCCAUCGAUCCGCUCGCCGAGAAGCCGUUCAAGUACAUGACGGAUGCUGCCUACGAAGAGUGGAAGAACGUGAUGAACGGCCAUCCGUCGGAGCCGAAGUUCACGAAUCCGGUUCUCUGGGGAGGAGAGCCGCCAGUUUGA
Messenger RNA from Caenorhabditis sp. 36 PRJEB53466, 213 nucleotides. Lineage: Eukaryota; Metazoa; Nematoda; Chromadorea; Rhabditida; Rhabditidae. The record is from the annotation of a GenBank genome assembly.